Messenger RNA from Olea europaea var. sylvestris, 585 nucleotides. RefSeq lists its product as uncharacterized. Bases 1 to 585 code for a protein of 194 amino acids. The transcript has 6 exons. The record is from RefSeq and is a predicted model, not a curated record. Lineage: Eukaryota; Viridiplantae; Streptophyta; Magnoliopsida; Lamiales; Oleaceae.
AUGAUAGAGGAUGAUCCAAAGACUUUUGAUGAAGCAAUGUCUACACCAGAAACACCACAUUGGAAAGAAACUAUCAAUAAUGAGAUAGAUUCUAUAAUGCAAAACCAUUCAUCGGAGUUGGUUGAUUUACCUCCCGAUAUGGGUGUGGCAGAUAAAUUUGACAUGUUUGAGGAAAGUCCUGUGAGAAUUCCUCUUGAUCCCAGUAUGCACUUAGUCAAGAAUACGGGAGAAAGCAUAUCACAACUAAGAUUUACAAGCAAUCCAAAUCGUGAUCAUUGGAAGGCUUUGACGAGGGUUCUAAGGUACUUAAAGUAUACCUUAACCUAUGGAUUACAGUUUACAAAAUAUCCUGCGGUACUAGAAGGAUAUUGUGAUGCGAAUUGGAUAUCCGAUAUGAAGGAUUCCAAGUCCACUAGUGGUUAUGUAUUCACCAUUGGUGGAGCUGCUAAGAUUGCACGAAAUACGAAUUUAAAUAUGGCUGAAAUUCCACUUCCCCCAAGUGAUUACCCGACUUCAACAGUAAUAAUUAGUAUGCUGGACGGCGGUGGAUGGAUUUGUUAUUGGACCAACGGAUCCUCGUCAUGA